AUGAAAAAAAAGAAAGCCAGAAACCAAAUGGCGGAAGAAGAAGUAUCUGGCAAUGAUUUUCGGCAGACGACAGUGUGAAGGUGAAGUUCACAGAGUAAAGUAGUGUCACUCUCGACUCUCCGCAUUUCGCUAUCUCCAGAAUCAUGUCUGCCGGAAAAAUUAUCGUCUACGGAGGUCGUGGCGCUCUCGGUUCCACGGUCGUCAAGCACUUCAAAGCUAACGACUGGUGGGUGGGCACCAUUGACCUGGCUGCCAAUGAGGAGGCUGAUGCCAAUGUCAUUGUCUCGAAGGAUGCAAACUGGUCCACUCAAGCUGAAGUAGUCAUGUCUGGUCUGGAAGGAGUCCUGGGGACAGAUAAAGUGGAUGCCAUCAUUAAUGUGGCUGGUGGCUGGGCAGGUGGCAAUGCUGCAAGCAAAGAGUUCCUGAAAAGCUGUGAAAUGAUGUGGUCUCAGAGUGUUUGGUCAUCUACCAUCACUGCUCAGGCUGCUUCCCGUUUUCUUAAGGAAGGAGGAUUUGUUGCACUUCCAGGAGCCAAGCCUGCACUAGAAGGCACUGCAGGAAUGAUUGGGUAUGGUCUUGCCAAGGCAGCUGUGCAUCAGCUGACAAAGAGUCUUGGAGAUGAAAAGUCUGGCUUACCAUCUGGUGCAACAACCGUUGCAAUCCUUCCAAUCACUCUGGAUACCCCCAUGAACCGAAAGUGGAUGUCAGGGGCAGACUUCUCCACUUGGACAUCUCUAGAAUUUGUUGCAGAGCUUUUCAUGAAGUGGACAAAGGGACAGGAUAGACCUAAAUCUGGCAGCCUUGUACAGCUCAUUACCAAGGAUAACAAGACCGAAUUGGUAAUGGUGUAGAACUGAAAUGGACCUUGCUUUCUUUUUUUGUUUUAAUUUCUUAGAUAAUUAGUUAAUUCUUCUUGUGUUGUUUUUAAUAUGGAUAUGGAAUCUUUUGUGGAUAUUGAAGCUGUCUUACUUUGAGACUUGGAUAAUACUCACAGCUAUACUUGCUAUGUAUUUAACACCAUUAUUUUUUAUACCUUGAUUUUUUAUAUUUAAUAUCAUCCAUACAUCAUUUUCAGAGGUGAAUUUAAGAUUUUGUCAACACUGAAAUACAAGUGCUAUAUCACAAUCCAGUGAGUAAAAUGUGCAUAUCUGUAGAUGUAGUCAAUCCAUACAUUUCAUUGUCCUUUUUUAGCCAUCAAUUAUGAAAUCAUAGAUGGUUGAUAUUCCUUUAGAUUGUGCAUUUUUAAGGAAGUAUUUUAGAUUUGUUUCAUUGGGAAUUUCUCCUUGUUGGUUUCCUGGGUUGGAGAGCUUUGUUUAAAAGAUAUGAAUUGUUGGAAAAGAUAAGCCAGAAAUAUCAAAGACCAUGUGAGAUGUAUGGAAUUAUUGAUCACAGUAACAUUGUGCUGUCCCUGAAAGUGCCUAGUUUUAAAGAGAGAGUAUUAACAAUUGUAGAGUAUAUUUUUAUACUUAUUUUGUUGAUGUUUAUGCUUCCCUCAUCAAAAAACAAAACCAUUACUGAAGAGAGAGGAGUGGUAUUAACACUUUAUUGUGCUUCCUUGAUACCCAGUGAGAAUAUAUUAUUGAGAAUUACCAUCAAAGUGCUCAAAGUUUAGUCAUCCUAUUGCUUCCCGGAUAACUUAGGAGACUAAAAGAUGUAUGAAAAACUUUGGUUGGAAAGUGCACAAGACCUUUAAGGAUAUUUUUACACAUCUGGGUGAGGCUGAGGGAGUUAUGAAACUGUACUAGGAUUUCCUAGUUCAGUUCUUGAUUCCCGGUUAUGAUAGUGUUCUCUAAGAUGGAGAACUUCAAUGUAUGCAGACCGAAAUUGUCAUCAAUGUGCUUGGGAGAAUAUACAUAUACAGGAUGAGAACUUUAGUGUGUUAGUUUAGUAUUAUUCUAACCACACUUACCUAGUUCUUUCUGUUACAUUGUGUAUAGCAUUGAUCUUUGUGAAAUAUGUCUAAUGAAGAGAUUAAUACAAUAACCUUUUUAAAGAUUCCAUCUGUAUUCUAAAGUAAAGAAUAUUUGUGUACUAUAAUUGUGAUGCUGUUUGCUGAAGGGAGGUAGACAAAAUAUAAAAGAGAUCAAGAAAAACAGAGAUUGAAGUUUGGUGAGAAUUGCAUAUCAAAAUCCAAGUGGAAGUGAGGCAAGUUACAUGGGCCCCAUAAGAAAACGAAAACAGUUAUGUUGUUUCACAGAUAUUUUCUUCCUCAAAUCAAUCCUUUAGUGGAAGUUUAGUUUGGAAACAAAAUUAAAUAACAAAAAAAUGACACUUGCUUCAGUCACCCUCUCCAUUUUCUUUGCCUCCCUAACACGUGGAGUAUAAUGUGCCAAUGUUUCUACCAAUUUUCUUAGCAAAUUGCAGGUAAAAUUUUGCAUAAUACCAACACUUCUUUGAAUUUUAAUUUUAAUUGCCUGAGAAUGAUAAUAUAAGGCAAGUGAUAUCUUGAAUCAGUUAUUUCACUUCAGCAGUGAGUGUCACAGUUGUCAAGACAAUGAAAAAAAUUAGUGUAUAUGAUUUGUGCUUCCCGUGAUACACUCUUAUUUUUCAUUGUUUAAACUGUUUACACCAUUUCAUAGUUCAGAAUCAAAAUUACCAUCAGCUUUAAAAGGAAAGGAUGUUAGAAUAUAAACAAAAUUGCUCUUCCAUUUUUUUAUUUAAACUAAUUUAUUCCUAAGACAUUCCAGCUGUGGCAAUACUUAAGCUUCUUAUGUUUGAAGUCUGCAUUAAACUGAAGAAAUGAA
This is a messenger RNA of Penaeus vannamei (Pacific white shrimp), 2744 nucleotides long. It is a transcript of the gene Dhpr, whose product is annotated as dihydropteridine reductase. The record is from RefSeq and is a predicted model, not a curated record. Gene Ontology annotation, cellular component: cytoplasm. Lineage: Eukaryota; Metazoa; Arthropoda; Malacostraca; Decapoda; Penaeidae. Gene Ontology annotation, molecular function: NADH binding; 6,7-dihydropteridine reductase activity; NADPH binding. Gene Ontology annotation, biological process: tetrahydrobiopterin biosynthetic process; L-phenylalanine catabolic process.